AUGCGCGUGGUUACCGUGGUAAUUCUGCUCUUCUUUUGUGAAGCCGCUGAGCUCCGCAAGGCAAGCCCGGGGGGCCCAAGAGGCCGAGCGAAUCAUGGCAGGGCAGGUGGGAGCAGGAGAGGCUCCAACCCGGUCAAACGCUACGCACCAGGCCUCCCCUGCGAAGUCUACACGUAUCUUUACGAGAAAUACUUAGAUUGCCAGGAAAGAAAACUAGUUUACGUGCUGCCUGACUGGCCUCAGGAUUUGCUGCACAUGUUGUUAGCAAGAAACAAGAUCCGCAUAUUGAAGAACAAGAUGUUUUCCAAGUUUAAAAGGCUGAAGAGCCUGGAUCUGCAACAGAAUGAGAUCUCCAAAAUUGAGAGCGAGGCUUUCUUUGGUUUAAAUAAACUGACCACUCUCCUCCUGCAGCACAACCAAAUGAAAGUCUUGACGGAGGAAGUGUUCAUUUAUACGCCUCUCCUGAGGUACCUGCGUCUUUAUGACAACCCCUGGCACUGUACAUGUGAGAUGGAAACGCUUAUUUCCAUGUUGCAGAUUCCAAGAAACCGGAAUUUGGGGAACUACGCCAAGUGUGAGAGCCCCCAAGAACUGAAAAACAAAAAACUGCGGCAGAUAAAAUCUGAACAGUUAUGCAAUGAAGAAGAAAGCAAACAGUUAGACCCGAGACCCCAAGUGUCCGGGAGACCCCCUGUCAUCAAGCCGGAGGUGGACUCCUCUCUUUGCUACAAUUACGUGUUUCCCAUACAAACGCUGGACUGCAAACGGAAAGAGCUGAAGAAAGUUCCAAACAACAUCCCUCCAGAUAUUGUUAAACUUGACUUGUCAUACAAUAAAAUCAACCAACUUCGACCCAAGGAGUUUGAAGAUGUUCAUGAGCUAAAAAAAUUAAACCUCAGCAGCAAUGGCAUUGAAUUCAUAGAUCCUGCUGCUUUUUUAGGACUCACACAUUUAGAAGAGUUAGAUUUAUCCAACAACAGUCUACAAAACUUUGACUAUGGAGUAUUAGAAGACUUGUAUUUUUUGAAACUCUUGUGGCUCCGAGAUAACCCUUGGAGAUGUGACUACAAUAUCCACUACCUCUACUACUGGUUAAAGCAUCACUACAACGUCCACUAUAGCGGCCUGGAAUGCAAAAUGCCUGAAGAGUACAAGGGGUGGUUUGUGGGGAAAUAUAUUCGCACUUACUUCGAAGAAUGCCCCAAAGACAAAUUACCAGCAUACCCUGAAACAUUUGACCAGGAUACGGAAGAUGAUGAAUGGGAAAGAAUACAUAGGGAUCACACAGCAAAGAAGCAAAGUGUAAGAAUCACUAUAGUGGGAUAA
Messenger RNA from Odobenus rosmarus divergens (Pacific walrus), 1326 nucleotides. RefSeq names its product leucine rich repeat containing 17 (gene LRRC17). The record is from RefSeq and is a predicted model, not a curated record. Bases 1 to 1326 code for a protein of 441 amino acids. NCBI's taxonomy places the organism in Eukaryota, Metazoa, Chordata, Mammalia, Carnivora, Odobenidae. The transcript has 3 exons. Gene Ontology annotation, molecular function: protein binding.